Messenger RNA from Carassius carassius (crucian carp), 793 nucleotides. It is a transcript of the gene prorsd1, whose product is annotated as prolyl-tRNA synthetase domain containing 1. The record is from RefSeq and is a predicted model, not a curated record. Gene Ontology annotation, molecular function: aminoacyl-tRNA deacylase activity. The transcript has 2 exons. NCBI's taxonomy places the organism in Eukaryota, Metazoa, Chordata, Actinopteri, Cypriniformes, Cyprinidae. The coding region runs from base 65 to 577 and encodes 170 amino acids.
ACAGCAGUCCGAUGUGCGUCCGGGCUAGUGACAGCGCGCUGUAGGCAGCUAAGCGCUGGUCGCGAUGGCGUCUGUGGAGCUGAGGACUCGUCUGGAGGAGCUUCUGAAGAGACUCGACAUCGACACGAUCUGCGUCGAGCACCCCGAGGUGUUCACGGUGGAGGAGAUGAUGCCUCAUGUGGCUCAUCUGAGUGGUGCCGUCACUAAAAACCUCUUCCUGAAGGACAAGAAGAAGAAGAGCCUGUGGCUGCUGUCAGUGCGUCAGGACCGUCAGCUGAACCUGAGCGAUGUGUCCAAGCGUCUGGGGCUCGGUGCAGGGAACCUGCGUCUGGCUGACGAGGCUGUGAUGCUGGAGAAGCUGAAGGUGGGUCAGGGCUGUGCCUCGGCCCUCGCGCUCUUCUGUGACACCGAGCACAGCGUCAGGAUGGUGCUGGACCACGACCUGAUCCACGGAGGACACCUCAGAGUCUACUUCCACCCCAUGACCAACAGUGCCACCAUGGGCCUGCGACCGGACGACCUGCUCCGCUUCCUGAAGGAGACCGGACACGAGCCCCUCGUCCUGAGCCUCGACUGAGUCUGACACACACACACUCCUCCUGACCAGAGUCUCACACACACACACACGCAGAGACACACACACACACACACACACACACACACACACACACACACACUCAUGUUUGUUUUUGUGUAAAGUGUGUUCAUCCCAUAGGUGUAAUGGUUUUUAUACUGUACAAACUGUAUAUUCUAUGGCCCUACACCAACCCUACACCUAACCCUAACCCUCACA